Cokeromyces recurvatus is the source of this 1431-nucleotide messenger RNA. RefSeq lists its product as uncharacterized. NCBI's taxonomy places the organism in Eukaryota, Fungi, Mucoromycota, Mucoromycetes, Mucorales, Mucoraceae. The coding region runs from base 66 to 1274 and encodes 402 amino acids. The record is from RefSeq and is a predicted model, not a curated record. Gene Ontology annotation, molecular function: hydrolase activity, acting on ester bonds. The transcript has 5 exons.
GCGGAAAAAGAAAAGAAGGGGUAAAAAACCUCUUAUUAUUAACUAUUUGUCCUCUUUUAAAUAAUAUGAAAAUUAAUUCAGCAGCUAUUUUCAUUUUGCAAAUGUCAGCAGCUGUUACAGCAGCUAUAGUUAAAAACUUGGUUGUAUUUGGUGAUUCUAAUUCAGAUGUCGGUAAUAUUCAACGAUGGUCUAACGGACCUUUAUGGAGUGAAUAUGUUGCUCUUGCUUGGAAUGCAUCACUUUAUAGUUUUGCUUUUAGUGGAGCUGUUUGUGAUACUGGAAUGUAUAAGUCAAUUAUAAAAGAAGACAGAAUGCCAAGUUUGAGAGACCAAUUGGAAGCAUAUUAUAAUCUAAAUCUUAAUUUAAAGCCAGAAGAAACUGUUUAUGCUUUUUGGUUUGGAAUACAGGAUAUAUUUGAGAUGGCCAAAAGACACGGUCGUUAUGAGCCUGAUUAUAAGGAGAUUAUAGACUGUAUUGGUCAACAACUAAGAGUAGCUCGGAAAGUGUUUUUAUCAAAUCGGUUCCUUAUAUUAAAUAUACCUCCAUUAGGACAUAUGCCUUAUUAUCAAAAUACAGAUUUGGCAGUCAAUAGAAGCCAUGCAGCAUUAGAGAUUAAUAAAGGACUUGAAAAAGACGUUGCAAAUAUGAAUAAGCAUCAUCAUGCACUUGAAAUGGAUUAUGUCGAUAUUUAUUCGCUAAUCAAUGAUAUCGUCGUAGAUCCAUUCAUUUUUGAUUUUAAGGAUCCUAAUGCUUCUUUUUUGGAUGAAUGUUUUGGAAAAGAAGAUUGCAGGUUCGAUCAAGACGAUUAUAUUUGGUGGGACAAAACUCAUUUUACCACAGCUUUUCACAAGUCAAUUGCAACAAGUAUUAUUGAUUCUGAAUCUUAUACGUCUAAAAUAACAUUGACUGACGAGCUUAUAAAACAGUUGGAGGAUCCUAAAUCAAGAUUUCACUCAAUGGUUUAUACAGCACCACCUUAUAAAGGUGUUGUUGAUGAGCAAGCUGCCCUUUACGAUACUGAAAAAUCAAAGCCUCAGCAACCUCAGCAACCUUUGUUAGAAGAUGACAUGAGAGAUUUAAAAUCAAAUUAUACUCAAACCAUGGGAACUACUCUUGAUACGAAUGAAGGUCAUACUUUUAUAGGAUUUUUAAUAUUAACCUUAAUUAUUUUGGUUCUUGUUAUUUGGAUCAAGUUCCCCAAAUCCGCUAUUUUUGGCUGGUUUCACAACAAAGACCGUGGCAAAUUUGUUCCUGUACGCAAUGAGGAAGUAUAACUUGUAUAUAAAUUUAUAGUUUUUUUAGUAACAACAAAAUGUCAAGGAGUCAUAUGAUAAAUUCUUUUCUUUUAAAAGUAUCAAAAGGAAAAAAAAUCAAGCUUUAUAAUAUACCUAAAAUACAAUAAUAGAAACCAUUCUUACAAACUAAUUUUAG